Messenger RNA from Scleropages formosus (Asian bonytongue), 5574 nucleotides. RefSeq names its product complement C4B (Chido/Rodgers blood group) (gene c4b). The record is from RefSeq and is a predicted model, not a curated record. The coding region runs from base 80 to 5263 and encodes 1727 amino acids. Gene Ontology annotation, biological process: complement activation. Gene Ontology annotation, molecular function: endopeptidase inhibitor activity; protein binding. The transcript is spliced from 41 exons. Gene Ontology annotation, cellular component: extracellular region. Lineage: Eukaryota; Metazoa; Chordata; Actinopteri; Osteoglossiformes; Osteoglossidae.
CUGUUUAUAAAGACUGAGUCAGUGCCGAAACUCAUCAAUGCGGCUCUACCAGGACUGACAGAGACUUCCAAUCACAGCCAUGGAGUCUCCAGUGGUUCUACUGCUGUGCUUCAGCUUCUCUGUAGUAACUGUUUCGACACAGGACAUGUUCCUGGUGACGGCUCCCAGUGUGUUUCAUGUGGGAGUGAAGGAGCGUGUAUCUGUUCAGUUACCCUCCAGCCUGCUCAAUCAGCCUGUACUUCUCUACUUGGAACAUGAGACCAGUGGGCUGCUGAUGUCCAAUAGGGCUACUUUUCAGAUGACCCAAGAGAAACAAAUUGGAGUUGUAGAACUCGAGGUGGACAGAGAGAAAAUGUCAAGCCUUCCUACGUUGAACCCAACACCGUUCUACUUGGCACUUGUGUGUGAGAUCAGACCUGGUCAGAGGGAGAUGGUCAGAGUGCUGGUUUCUCAACACAGGGGCUACAUCUUCAUCCAGACAGAUCAGCCUGUCUAUACCCCCACACAGACAGUGAAAUACAGGAUUUUUACCCUGGAUCACUCCAUGAGGCCCCAUGCCGAACCCAUAUCCAUCUCUGUUUUUAAUGCUGGUGGGAACAGGGUGACAUCGUGGACUGUAAGAGAAGCAGAUGGGAUCUACUCCAGGAAACUGAACAUUCCUGAUGUCUCUGAACCAGGUGUGUGGAGGAUUGUGGCUCACUAUCAAGGGGAUGAGAAGAACGCCGCCACCCGAGAGUUUCAAGUAAAGAAAUUUGUCAUGCCAAGCUUCGAUGUGUCCAUCAAGCCUGAGCAGAACUACUUCCUGGUGACCACGGAAAAAUUUCAUUUCACCAUCCACGCCUCGUACUCAUAUGGUGAGACAAUAAAAGGCGCAUAUCACUGCCGGUUUGGAGUGAGACAAGAGGCCACAGGAGAUGCAGACACCAGGAAGCCGGAGACCAUCAUCAUCAGGGGGUUGGAGAAGUCUGGAUCGGUGAACAACGGGGAGGCAGAGGUCACUCUUUUCAGACUCCAAAUAGAAAACCUCCUGAAGGAGCGCAGUGCUAACUUGACACAGUUGGCUCUGGACAGAACGCAGCUCUACGUUGCUGUGACUGUCAUCGACAUCGCCAGUGGAGAACUGCAGGAAGCAGAAGUUUUCAUUCCCAUUGUUUCUCAGAGAUUCUCUGUGGACUUGUCUCGCACACGGUCCUACUUCAUUCCUGGGGUGCCCUUCCACGUCUCGGCUGUGGUUCACCUCCCAGAUGGCUCUCCAGCAGCGAAUGUCCCUGUGGAUGUUCAUGUGACUGGUUCUUCAGCGAAACCCCAGAGUGUACAAACUAAUGGAGAAGGGGCAGCACACCUUGUUUUUAAUAACAUUCCUAAUGAUCGGCCAGUGACUGUUAAAGUGACAGUAGAUAAUCAUCCUUCUGAGAAAACCGUGUUUCCUUCCUUGUCAUCAAGCAAUAAUUACCUGUACAUCGAUGUGAGCUCAAAGGUUGUUUCCCCAGGGGAGGAGGUCAUCGUUAAUUUCAAUGUCGUCGGAAGCAGUCUGGCUGGUAACCAGAUUUACUACCUGGUUCUUAGUAAAGGAGUCCUCAGAGCACAAAACUCUGAACCAUCAGGACCAUUAGUACAAAUUAGACUCCCCGUGAGCAGUGAUCUGAUUCCCUCUUUCCGCCUUAUUGGCUACUACUAUGACCAAACAGGUGACAUCAUAGCGGACUCAGUGUGGGUGGACGUUGAGGACGUCUGUGAGGGGAAGAUUUUGCUGAGUGCAAAGGAAGAACACAUACCAGGCAAGCUAGCCAAGCUGGAUAUAAACCUGGAAGGGCAGAAAGCCAAAGUAGCCUUACUGGCUGUUGAUACAGCCAUCUAUGCCUUGAACGUCCACAACAGAUUAACCCCCAAACAGGUGUUCGCCUCCAUGCAGUCCUAUGACCUGGGCUGCUCGUAUGGAGGGGGCAGUGACACGGCUAAUGUUUUCAAUGAUGCUGGGCUGUCCUUUAUUUCUCACUCUAAGACAGUCAAAUCAAGGAUGAGAAUAGGCUUUGGUUGUGAGUCUGGCUUCCGACGCCAGAAACGUUCCCUUGACCUACAGCAGCUCAUGAACUCCAAAGUUUUUAGUUACGUGAGCAAGGAGCUCCAGCAAUGCUGCAGAGAUGGCCUCACCCUGAUUCCUAUGCAGCUCACCUGUGAAGAGCGUGCUAAGAGAGUGUCCCGUAGAGGGAAGGGACAGGACUGCACCAACGUCUUCCUGGACUGCUGCCGCGAAGGGAUCAAGCUGAGGGACUUGAAGAGGCAGGAAGAGGCUAAGAAGCAACAUGGGAGGACACACGGCAUAACAGACAUGGAGGAUUUCUUUGACUCCAGCACUGUGAACAUUCGGCGCCACUUUCCACCCAGUUUUGCCUUUGAAGAGAUCCAGGUGGAUGGGAGUAGAAGGCAUGACCUGUUUCUUCCUGAUUCAAUUACAACCUGGGAGAUUCAAGCUGUCAGUGUGUCUGCAUCCCACGGAAUCUGUGUAGCACAGCCUUGUAAGCUGAUGGCAAAGAAGACAGUUUUUGUUUCGCUGCGUCUGCCGUACUCUGUCAAGCGAUUCGAGCAGCUUUCCAUCGUUGCUGUUGUCUACAACUAUGGUGAUGAAACAAAACAGCUGUCAGUCCACAUGAAAAGAGUGGAUGGUCUCUGCUCACCAGGUUCUGCCUCCAUGCUCUCCCACGUCAAUGUCAACGUAUCAAGAGGCUCCCCCCAGACUGUGACCUUCCCAGCGGUUCCCAUGAUCACAGGAAAAAUCCCCGUAACUUUGCUCAUAUAUGACACUGAAGAAAAACUAGGCCUGGAUGCCAUUGAAAAAGAGCUGCUAGUCAUGACAGAAGGGGUAGUGAAGAGAGAGGAGAAGACUCAUUUUAUUGACCUGGAUGGAAGAAACAGGCAGAAUUUUCUCAUUGAUGGGCAGUUUCCAAACAGCACCAUCCCUGACUCUGACACGAACCUGUUCGUCAUGAUGGAAGGUGGAGUAUUUGACAAAGCAAAGGUACUGCCUCUGCUGUCACCGUCAGGAGUAAAUGGUCUCCUCCGAGCCCCCAUGGGCUGUGCAGAGCAGACAAUGAUCCGCUUGUCCCCUACGGCCCUCGCCCUUCAUUACCUGGACCACACCCAGGGCUGGAUGGACCUGCCCGCUGGGGCCAGGGAUGUAGCCCUCAGUCAUGUGGAGGGUGGUUAUUCUAGAAUUUUGACUUUCAAGAAGAACGAUGCCUCUUAUGGAGCUUGGCUGGACAGGCCCUCAAGCAUCUGGUUGACUGCCCAGGUUGUCAAAGUGUUGAGUCUGGUAGCCGAUCGACAGCUGGAGGGAAGGGGGGAGAAAGGGAGGCAGGGAGCAAAUGUUGUCUCUGUGGAAGAGAUCAGUCAGUCGGUAGAGUACCUGAUCUCAAAGCAGAGUGAGGAAGAUGGCAGCUUCAAUGACCCCCACCCUGUCAUUCACAGAGAGAUGCAGGGAGGGGUAGGUGGCACUGAGGGGGACGUGUCUCUCACAGCCUUCGUCACCAUCGCUCUGAAACGCUCUCUCCACCAUCUGACUGGAGAAACAAAGAAUAAGGCGGAGGACAGUGUUUCUCGUGCUACAGCCUACAUCGAGUCCCGUUUUUCAUCUCUGGAGAGGCCUUAUGCUGUGGCUAUCGCAGCCUACUGCUUAUCUGUCUGCCAAAAUGAUAAAACACUUGCCAAAUCUGCAUGGAGCAGACUGAAAGAGCUGGCCACUAAAGAGGGAAACUGUAGGAUGUGGCGCUCCAAAGCUGAUAUGAGAUUGCCAGGGGAAGUGAAACAUUAUGCAGUUCCACCACCUGAAGCCAUCACCGUGGAGACCACUGCCUAUGCCCUCCUGACAGCCGUGGCCAAUGGGGAGCUGGAAUGGGCAGAUUCUGCGGCCUGCUGGCUUUCUGAGAAAGAGAACUACGGCGGGGGGUUCAGGUCCACGCAGGAUACCAUUGUGGCUCUGGAGGCGCUCUCUCAUCUGGUGAUAAGCAGGCCAACUCAGACUCCUCCAACAAUCACUGCACAGUUUAAUGCACCAGGCAAGAGCCAGAAAGAAAAUCUCAACCUGGGGCAGAAGGAACAGAAAGUGGAGACAGAGCUUAAGAGGCUGCUGGGGAACAACAUAAACGUAGAGGUAACAGGAAAGGGGAAAGCCAAGCUGAAGGUUGUUAAGGCCUUCCAUGUCCUGGAGCCGAAUAAGGGCUGCGAGCUUCUCUCAAUCAAGGUCACUGUGGAAGGAAAAGUUAAAUACACUGCUGAGGUGAUCGAGAACUACGACUAUGAUUAUUAUGGUGCGGGAGGAGAAGGUGAAGACAAACGGGAUGAGGAAGAGAAGAGCAUCCCUCACUCAGAAAUCGAGUGGUUUGAUGCUCGCAGCCGACACAGGAGAGAAACAGAGCAGACCGAUGGGUCUUCGGUGAAAUACACUGUCUGCGUCAGUCACAGUCCAAGUAGGAACCUCUCAGGAAUGGCCAUCGCCGACAUCACAAUGCUAAGUGGUUUUGAGGCACAGAGGGAUGAUCUGGACAAGCUGAAGGCUUUGUCUGAUCAGUACAUCUCUCAUUACGAGACUGAAUACGGCAGAGUCAUCCUGUAUUUUAACGAGAUCCAACCUGAAGAACAGUGCAUUGGAUUUAGUGCCGUUCAGAAAGUGCCAGUAGGAUUAGUACAGCCUGCUCCAGCUACAUUCUAUGACUACUAUGAACCAGACAGGAGAUGUUCCAUUUUUUACGCCGCGCCCCUAAAGAGCAAGAUGGUGUCUACGCUGUGCUCCGGGGAGGUGUGCCAGUGUGCAGAGAGGCCCUGUUACACAGAGAAGAAAACAGUUCAGAUGAAGAUCAAAAAGAAGGACCGCUUUGAAUUUGCUUGUUACCACCCAACUGUGGACUAUGGUUAUAAAGUUGAAGUUUAUAACAUCUCUAUAAUGAGUGGCUUUGAACUCUAUCAAGCAAAAGUGAAAGACGUUCUGCGAGCUACCGCUGACGACAGAAUCAUGCUGGGCAGUGUCCGGGUAUUUGCAAAGAGACUCCACUGUAAAGGACAGCUGGAGCUGGGAAAGAGCUUCCUCAUCAUGGGCAAGGAUGGCUCCACCACUGACAGCUACGGCCAGAUGCAAUAUUUGCUGGACUCUGAAACUUGGGUUGAAAAGUUGCCCACUGAUAGCAAAUGCCAGGCAACACCAAACAAGCUGUUCUGCAGGGGUCUGGACAAUUUCAUGUCUGAGUACCAGAAGGAAGGAUGUCGUCAGUGAGAAGGAGACAUAUGUUGCAGGAAGGCACAUCAGCUCAUACUGAUGCAUUUUCAGAAACAUAUCAUCUUUUCCACUGCCUCUGGAAACACUCACAAUAGUAAAGUCCAAAAUAUGAUAUUCAGUCUUUUACUUAUUUUUUUUUGCAUAAUAUAGGUACAGUUAAACAGUAAAAAAAAGAAAAAAAGUCACUGCAAAGGAAAAUACUUGGAAUUCUUUUUUCUCUGGAAGAUCUACCGCUUAGAUUUCUGGACAACUACUCUCGUCAUUACCUUUAAAGAACAAGACACAAGGAUAUAUAAUUUGUCUUUGCA